Molecule: messenger RNA, 4321 nt
Organism: Maylandia zebra (zebra mbuna)
Lineage: Eukaryota; Metazoa; Chordata; Actinopteri; Cichliformes; Cichlidae
Product: GRB2-associated-binding protein 1
Biological process (GO): signal transduction
Cellular component (GO): cytoplasm
Molecular function (GO): signaling adaptor activity
Source: RefSeq, a predicted model, not a curated record
GAGGGAGGAGGGAGGGAAGACUGACUGCUGGGAAGUUGAAGCUUUCUCAAAAGGAGGUGUGACUCAGGCGUCGACGGGUGAACAGAAGCUCUUCCAUGUGUGGAUAGAAACUGCUCAACUGAUUUAUUACAGCAGGAUUUUACUUAAAAACAGACUGGAAACCUUAACUUAUUAAAAGUCUGAUUGACAAAGUGGAAGCCUGACCUGCACAUGUACAGAUCAACUGACUGGAUCUCAGACUGGUGUGAAGCUUGGAUGCCUUGUUUACCGAUUUAAAGCCAAAGCAGCUGAUCUCAAAUCUGGUUGGAUUUGAUCAUUGUUAACAAAAAAGAAGACUUACUGAAAGGACUAAUGAACCUAUGUGACAUUCGAUUGGUUAAAUGUACUUGACUGUUGGAAAUUCAUGGUGAUCAACUGAAUGGUUGCCUGCUUUGACACAUUACUGGCAUCCUGAUCAACUGAGGUCCAUCUGAUUGGUUAAUUGAUAAUUAAAGAAGCGCUGCUGGAGCCAUAUUUGUUGGCAUCGGGAUGAGCGGAGCAGGGGACGUGGUGUGUGAAGGGUGGCUGAGAAAGUCACCCCCAGAGAAAAAACUGAGGCGCUAUGCCUGGAAGAGGCGCUGGUUUGUGCUGCGAAGCGGUCGACUGAGCGGAGAGCCGGACGUUCUGCAAUACUACAAGAACCCGCAUUCCCGUCGGCCAAUCAGGAACAUCAAUCUGAAUCUGUGCGAACAGGUGGAUGCUGGCCUUUCUUUCACAAAAAAGGAGCUAGAGAGCAGCUUUGUUUUUGACCUCAGGACAGAAGAGAGGAUCUGGUACUUGGUGGCUGAGUCUGAAGAGGACAUGAACCGCUGGGUGACAUCCAUCUGCCUGCUCUGUGGCUUCAACCCUACUGAUGAUGUUCCAGAAAGACCUCUUGUCUCCUCCUCCACCUCUGCAACAUCUAUGACCCCAGUCAGUCACACCACCACCAUCUCUACGAUGACAGGGUUAGUCCCACCACCAUAUGACCCGGUGAGUGUGCGGCACAUGGAGCCUGACCGGAAUUCAGAGGAGGAUUACCUGUGGUUAUCACAAUGCCAGAGUCACAUCAGGGCUCCUUUAGGGUCAUCCACAUCUCUUGAAACUGACUACAAUGACAACCUUUACCCGCCUCCCUCUGCAACCUCCUCCUCUUCUUCUUCUUCUUCCUCUCCUUCCCUCCUCCCCAGCAGCCUUCCAAAUCCAUCCUACUCCUCUUCCUCCUCUUCUUCUGGCUUUAGAGUGGUCCCUUGGACAGUCACUGCAAUGUCGAGCCCUCUCAGCCAGUCUUUAGAUGCCAGCACAACCCCUGACUCCCAGAAUCGAGCUGGCAGACCCCGCUGUCACCCCUCUCCGCAUCCCAGAAAGCACUCCCUGGAUUUUCACCUUCGUCCAGUAGCAAUACCUCUCAGUGAUAAUGUGCACUCCAAUGUGCAUCCAAGCACACACUCAUCCACCACUAGUGGUUACCAGAUCCCACGUCCAGUAUGCACUUCACAACCGCCGCCCCCUCGCCGCCCAUCUUCUACCCCUAGUGUGGACUCCCUAACCCAAGCAGAGCUUCAUGCCUCCACCCCUACUCCUCCUCCGCGCCCACCAAAACCUCCUGGCAUUGCAGCCCAAGGAGAAAGCUCAAAGCUUGCCACACUCCCCCGAACUGCCUCAGAGCCAGAGAGGAGGGAUGAGAGUGUGGAUGGAGGAGGACAUCUGCCAAGGAGCAACACCGUCACUACACCAGGAUGCAUGCAUACAAGUAGCGACUCUUUUUACAUCCCUCGGUCUUUGUCUGACAGAGCAAGCAUGUUUGAUUUCAGUGAGAGCUUUAACAGCUAUUUUUUUAACAAAGGCAUGGUCCCUCUGGGUAGUGUCUGUUCUGAAGAUGAUGAUGUGGAUGAAAAUUAUGUUCCCAUGAGCGCUGCCACCUCUGAGCCACCGGUUGCACCCAGAGUGCCUCCACCCUCAGACCCCUCUGCCCAGCUCCAAGAAGGCAACUACGUCCCUAUGACCCCUCUGACAUCUUCAUUUCCUACACACCCCACCACUGUCAUGACUGACAUGGCAUCUCUCGGGAGGCAGGUGCCUCCCCCUGCGCACAUGGGUUUCCGUAACUCCGCCCUGACUCCCCUUGCUCCUCUCACUCCGCCGCUCAGGAGAAAUACCAUGAACACUUCUGCUGGAGGCGAACAAGAAGCCGUGCCCCCUCCGAUCCACCGCAACCUGAAACCACAACGGAGAGGGGUUUGUGCCAAUCAGCCGGUUGACAGAAAUGAGAGCCAAACUCCUGAGGAGCUGACAAAUAAAACAAGAGUAAAACCAGCUCCUCUGGACAUCUCUUCAGUGCAGCAGGACUGGCAGGAAGUCCCCCCUCCAGUGCGCUCGCCUGUAACACGGACCUUCACCCGUGGACCCUCCAAUCGUCGGACGGUCACGCCGAGCUCUGCUCACAGCUCUUCACCGUCCUCUGAUUCCGAUGACCCAGAUGACAACUAUGUUGCAAUGAUGACCUCUAGCCUCAGUUUCAGUGCCGGCGAGCAGUCUCUGAGACUUAUGAUGCACCGAGCUUCAGAGGGCGGAGUCAACAGCCCUGUGUUACGACGAGCCAGAGAUGACAAGCAGGUGGAGUACCUGGACCUUGACCUCCACACUGGACAAUCAACACCAAGCAGACAGAAACGCUGCACUGGAGAAGGUUUAACCGGGGGCAGUGAGCACGCUGGAGACGGCGAGGAUCAAGCACGAGGCCAGCGUACACGUGUGGACUAUGCAGUGGUGGACCCCAAAAGGACCAAGGCCCUGAGGAGCACGCGAGAAGCACGGCAUGCCGGGAGGAUGUCUACGGAGAAGAAUAAAUUAUGAAAAACGCACAAACACACACACAAAGUUCAAAACGUGCUUCUUAUCCAGGAAAAGAAUAAAUAUAACUGCAAUCCAUUGGUGGACAAAGUGACUGAUGGACUGUUAUAAUCUUAGAAUCAUUACGUUAAUAUCAAGUAUCUACUUAGGAAAGUAUUCACAUCCUCAGACUGUUUGGCAGAUCUGUUAAAAUGAGCUUGGGGCAUGCAGGAACCAUCUACAGCCCAGUAUAUCAGCUGAUAUACAUCCCACUGGUAAAUAUCGUAUAGGGCUCAUAUUUAAGUUUCAGCACAGCUAGAAGCCACUUCACUUAAAUACACAACAGAUUACUCUGGAUUUUUUUUUUUUUUUUUAACAAAGGUAUGUUGAUGAUGUGAAUGCCUUGAUUGGCAGGUCUUGCAGUUAGUCAUACAAAGCUGUUGUCAUUAAAACAUGAAUAUCAGAUAGUUUAACUAAGUUAUUAUAUAAAAUGUACAGUAGUUUAUAGUAACAGUUCCUUUUUUUAUUUCCUCUCCACACUACAAAACCACACCACACUACCAUAUUUUAUUAUUUAGUUAUUUUAUAUAAAAUGAAAAAUUUUCCUUGGUUAUUAAAACCUUCAAAUACCCAGAAAUCAAAGUCACAUUUGCAGAAAUAAAGGACAUGACCCUGUUCUCUAAGAUGACUUUCAGUGGCAGCGUAGAAACCCUUAGAAAAGGCAAAUAUUCUUUGAAUUUUAGAGUUUAAAUCACCAGCAGGCAUUUGAAGAUAAAAAAAAUCUAAAAAUAGAAAUGUAUGUUAAGCAACACAAUGUCAUAUUAAUAUGCGCGAAUGAUCUGUCAAAGGAUGGUGAUGAUUCGACACAAAACUGCCCCUUUCAAAACCACAGGUCGACUUGUCAGAGUUUUUGGAAAGCCCGUUUUUACUGAAUGGAAAACACCACACUUUGAAUAGAAGGCAGGGCAAUGAGGAAAUGCAGUCUUACUCAGAUCCUACAUAAGCAAAAAAGAAUAUAACAGCUGCUUCUCUAGAGCACUGGAACUUCUUCAUCUACUUCUAUUCAAAACAGGUGACAACAUCACUUAUUUCUCCAGGGUAGUUUUUGCUGCACCGUAAUAUAAGUAAGAUUUCAGUUUUGCUUUAAAUCUACUGAGAAAAACUGUUUGACUUGUUUUGUGCUGUGAUAUUUUUUUAAGCCAAAAAUCUCUGGUGACUUUAAUUUUGUAUGUCUAUGUUAAGUUUCCCUAACGACAUGCAUUAGUUAGAUUUGCUCCUCUGAGGGAGUGAUAAACGUGGCGGGAAGUUUGUGUUUUCCUUGUGACUAACACACAGUUAUUUUCCAGUGUAUUCAUCAUCGCGAUGUGAAGCCUUCUGUCAGAUCCUGUCUGUCCAGAUGAUGGAUAUAAUCUGUUAAUGCUGAUUUAUGUGAUCGUAGUAAGAAUGGAAUAAACACUAUACAUCACUAGCA